This is a messenger RNA of Pristis pectinata (smalltooth sawfish), 4244 nucleotides long. Its product is annotated as rho GTPase-activating protein 6-like. NCBI's taxonomy places the organism in Eukaryota, Metazoa, Chordata, Chondrichthyes, Rhinopristiformes, Pristidae. The transcript has 12 exons. Gene Ontology annotation, biological process: signal transduction. Bases 198 to 3029 code for a protein of 943 amino acids. The record is from RefSeq and is a predicted model, not a curated record.
CACCGCGUGCAAGUGUCUUUCCGCUUCUCCAGGAUUUGUCCCUGUCAAAGAUGAGUGCGUCAGCCCGCCAGCACUCCGGAUCGGAGUCCCAUUUCAAAAGACCAAGUCUCCGUACAACCUGAGCCACCCUUCAAAGCAGAAAACGCCGGCGAAAGUCAAACUUCGUCAUCCGAGAGAAGCGCAAACUUGCUCCAAAGAUGUCGACGCAAGGUCUAUUUCAAGGUGGAGGUGGCGGAGGAGGAGGAUGGUUGAAUACUGUUUUGUUUUGCUCCUCGCCAUCGGCCAAGACUAUAUCCAAAAGGAAAUUGCGCCAGACCCGAAGUCUGGACUCGGCCAUCAUCCGAGGUUACGCGACCGACACCGAACUGGUGCAGGAUGACUUUGAUGUCCUGGGGAGUACCUGCAUGCGCUCCAAAUACUCGAGCGUCAACAGCCCCACGUCUCCCCUCAGCUCUGCCGAGAGUUUGACUGGUUCACGGUCGCUGAGGUACAGGCAUUGCUCCACGGGCAGUGGCGCCACCAGCCCUCGUAGCCCCCUGGAGAAAUCCUUCUUCACCAACUUCUACAUUGAUUACGACCAGAGGGGGGGCGUGAAAAGAACCACCGCCUGGAACCAGGGUCAGAACCUGGCCAGCAACACCCUCUUCUCUCCAAGGAAGUGGCUGCAGAAGAAGCCACAUCAACCCAACAGCCAGUCCUACAUAGUCUGGAGGUCAGAGGGUGACUUCACCUGGAACAGCAUGUCUGGCCGCAGCGUUCGACUGAAGCCAGUCCCCAUUCAAAGUCUUUCGGAGCUGGAGAGAGUACGGCUUCAGGAAGUGGCUUUUUAUCGACUGCAGCAGGACUAUGACUUGGGCUGCCAGGUUACAAUUCCAAAAGAUGGACAAAAACGGAAGAAAUCCCUGAGGCGGAAGUUGGACUCACUGGGCAAAGAAAAGAACAAGGACAAGGAAUUUGCACCCCAUGCCUUUGCAAUGCCAUUGUCCCAAGUGAUUGUCAAUGAUCGGGCCCAGAAACAAAAGCAGGAUGCUCUGAGAGAGGAGCAGAAGGAUAAUUUGGACCUGGUGACAUCAGUCUUGCCAUUUGGAUCCAAAAAACCCAACAAAGAACUCUCAAGCAGCAAUUCAUCUCUCAGCUCAACCUCAGAAACUCUAAAUGAACCAGCAUCACCCAAUACUCCCGAAGCUGCCCAACGUGUGAGAAGACGGGGUGGAAUGUCUGUGGAUUCUAUCACCGACCUUGAUGAUGAUCACUCUCGACUGUUGGAAGCAUUGCAGCUUUCACUCCCCACGGAAGUGCCAAGCAAGAAAGAAAAGCAGAGAGACAAAAAACUAAGUCUAAAUCCUAUUUAUCGCCAGGUUCCUAGAUUAGUGGACAGCUGCUGCCAGCACUUAGAAAAAUAUGGUCUUCAAACAGUAGGAAUAUUCAGAGUUGGUAGCUCAAAGAAAAGAGUAAGACAGUUACGAGAGGAAUUUGAUCGAGGAGCAGAUGUUGUUCUUGAUGAGGAGCACAGUGUUCAUGAUGUUGGGGCCUUGCUGAAGGAAUUUUUGAGAGAUAUACCAGACCCUUUACUUACCAGAGAGCUCUACACAGCAUUCAUCAGUACACUUUUAUUGGACCACGAUGAACAGCUCAGUGCCUUGCAACUUCUCAUUUACCUCCUCCCUCCGUGUAAUUGUGACACCCUCCACAGACUCGUGGAGUUCCUUGCCAUGGUAGCAAAUCACGCUGAAGACACCCUGGAUAAAGAUGGACAGGAGGUCACUGGGAACAAAAUGACUUCACUUAAUCUUGCCACAAUCUUUGGCCCCAACCUCCUCCAUAAACAGAAGAGUUCAGACAAGGAGUUCAGCGUGCAAAGUUCAGCUCGGGCUGAGGAGAGUGCUGCCAUUAUCAAUGUCGUUCAGAAGAUAAUUGAAAACUAUGGGACAUUAUUCAUGGUUCCCCCGGAGCUACAGAACGAGGUGCUGAUGAGCUUAUUAGAGACAGAUCCAGACGUUGUUGACUACUUGCUGCGGAGGAAAGCUUCACAGUCAUCGAGUCCAGAUCUGACGAGGACAGAGGUCUCCUAUACUUUGGGAGGAAGACAUUCAUCGACUGACUCCAACAAGAUGUCAAGUGGAGAAGUCUCACCCUAUGACAAUAAUUCUCCAGUACUCACAGACAGGCUGUUAGUACAAAGGCCAGAUGAUCUCAGCCCUGGUUCUGAGAAACUUUAUAAAGUUCCUGAACAAUAUGCUUUAGUUGGACACUUGAAAUCCAAAUCUAGGGACAGCUCUCCAAUUUCAUGGCCUGAGAAAGGUUUGUAUGGUGAUAUUUACCAAAGCACCCCUUUACAGCAAAGACAGUGUUCUCUGUCACAGGGGAACCUCACAGUGGACUGGCCUGUGCCUCAGGCCUCUUCCACAUUGUCUCUGGACAAUACAAAGCUGCCUGUGCGAAGAACUCAUACAACUGCAGGGGUGCCCGAGUGCAGGGCUCACCCUCCUGUGAGUCGUGUCUGCAGUAGUCCUCAAGUGGCAGGAGGGAAGAAAAAUAUUCAGCUGAGCCUGGAGUCACUGUGCCUCAGGCGUGACCAGCAUUCCACAGGAAGUGCAGAAGAAAUUCUUCAGAGAACCUCGGAAACCUCUUUCUUAAACAAGAAGCAUUGGCUGACCUGUUUCAAGCACGGGGACAUCAAUCGUAAUGAGACUCGGCCCCCUCCCCCGUACCCCAGUGCACUGAGGCAAAGUUCUUCCAGUAACUCUGUUGCACAUCAAGAACAAGCUUUGUCAAAACUUCAAAAGACUCCGCAAAGCUCAGCUCCGGCAGCAGAACUGGAGGCGAUGCCGCUUGAGCAGUCGACAGCCAAGCCCAAAGAGCAGGACUUGGUUUCCUCCAACAACGAGAAUGAAACCUGGUCCAACCAGUCAGACAGUAAGAACAACUUAACAGAGCCCGACUGGGUGGAGUGGCAAAGGGAGCGAUGGCAAAUCUGGGAGCUCCUGUCCACAGACAAUGCAGAUUCACUUCCAGAAACUCUAGUAUGAUAGCUUGAACUGCCCUUAAGCAGUCUUUGUUUAGAUGUCAUUUUAAUAAUUUUUUAAAAUCAAAAUUCAUCCUAUCAUGUACACAAAACAUAUUUUUAUAUUUGUGUGAUAUUUUAACUUCCUUUUACUUUUCAGGUGUAAAACUACACAGUCUUUAAUAUUCAUGUAAAAGUCGGCGUAUCUGUCAGCACCUAAAACACAAGCAUAGGACAAUACAUUUGAAUGUUGCUGUAUGCAUAAACUAUACAUGAAAUAUAUAAAUAUCUAUUCUGUGUCUUAUUUUCCAUUGAUUUGUAUUUAUACGUACAUGUUUGGAUUAUUGUAUGUCUAUGAGAGAUUAUGUUCAGAACCACAUUCAGUGGGGGUUGGGGGCUGUAGAUUAUCACUUGGAUUUUCCUUAAAUCAUUGCACUUAUUUUGUUUCUCAUGAUCAGAAGUAACAGAAAGGUGUCCCUGUUGUCUACCAACAAGUUUCUAUUGGUUUCUUCCAACCAGUAAGCAGUUUACAGGCAAUUUUUGUCACUUGACUAAAUUAAAUGACCACUGCAAUAUCAAGGUUUUGACAAUUACUAUCAAUUUUCUUUUUUAGGAUACGAAUUCUUUUUCAGCUAAACAUGCCACCCUCAAAUACCAACCAGUAGUCCCUUGAAUAAGAAACAUGGUUACUAUUUUAUUAGUUACUAAGCUUACUGAGCACAUUUUCUCAAGUAACUUCAAUUCCCCUCUCUUUAAGGAAAGGUUCCCCACUUGAUAGUGGCAGUCCUAUUUUCAAUAGGUGAUCAGUGAAGGAUUGAUUAUAGUGUAAGAAAAUCUAACUCCAGCUCAAUGAAAUGGAAAUAUUCUUGCCAGGCAGGAAUUGAGAGAUUAUAUAUUUUAAGUACGGGAAAAUGAUAAGUAUUUUUUCAUGUAUUCAAAUGAGGGAUUUGCAUACAAUGUACCUUUUAAAACAAGACUGUAAGUCACAAGUUCAUGCAAUUCCAUGUGUUUUAUUUUCAGAAAAUAUGUUUAUUUUAUAAUAUCGUAUUUUAUCUAGCUCAAAAACUGGGCUAGCACCUGGGCACAGUUCUAUUCAUCUUCUACCAAUCAGAGGCUAAUACAUAGAUUACACAGUUGUGAUCUAUCAUCUUACAUUGUCUUAAAGAGGUAAAUAUGACUGUUCCUAUAAUGUCACCUUAAGUCUUACAGUGCCAUAAAGUUUGAAUUAAAAAAGAACAUG